This is a messenger RNA of Hirundo rustica (Barn swallow), 698 nucleotides long. It is a transcript of the gene PPM1L, whose product is annotated as protein phosphatase, Mg2+/Mn2+ dependent 1L. Gene Ontology annotation, biological process: protein dephosphorylation. Gene Ontology annotation, molecular function: protein serine/threonine phosphatase activity; cation binding. Lineage: Eukaryota; Metazoa; Chordata; Aves; Passeriformes; Hirundinidae. The transcript has 3 exons. The record is from RefSeq and is a predicted model, not a curated record. The coding region runs from base 117 to 698 and encodes 193 amino acids.
CGGAGCGCGGGGCUCGGCGCUGCCCGGCCGGCCGAGCAUGCACUGAGAGCGAGCGGCCCCGGGCUCGGAGCCGCCCCGCUGCAUGGUGUGCGGAGAUAACACGGUCGCGAUAAUAAAUGAUAGAGGAUACAAUGACUUUGCUGUCUCUGCUGGGUCGGAUCAUGCGUUACUUCUUGCUCAGACCGGAGACCCUGUUCUUGCUGUGCAUCAGCCUGGCCCUGUGGAGUUAUUUCUUCCACACGGAUGAGGUGAAAACCAUUGUUAAGUCCAGCAGGGAUGCGGUGAAGAUGGUGAAGGGCAAGGUGGCCGAGAUCAUGCAGAAUGACAGGCUCGGGGGUUUAGACGUGCUGGACGCGGAGUUCUCCAAGACCUGGGAGUUCAAGAGCCACAACGUGGCUGUCUACUCCAUCCAAGGCCGGAGGGAUCACAUGGAGGACAGGUUCGAAGUAAUCACCGACCUGGUGAACAAGACUCACCCCUCCAUCUUCGGGAUAUUUGACGGGCACGGAGGAGAGUCGGCGGCAGAGUACGUGAAGUCCCGGCUGCCUGAAGUGCUGAAGCAGCACCUGCAGGACUACGAGAAGGACAAGGAGAACAGUGUCCUGUCCUACCAGAGCAUCCUGGAGCAGCAGAUCCUGUCCAUCGACAGGGAGAUGCUGGAGAAGCUGACCGUGUCCUACGACGAGGCAGAAGUGUAA